Messenger RNA from Echinostoma caproni, 267 nucleotides. The record is from the annotation of a GenBank genome assembly. Lineage: Eukaryota; Metazoa; Platyhelminthes; Trematoda; Plagiorchiida; Echinostomatidae.
AUGGUUGUUACGAUCCCUCGACUGGAAUUGAUGAUCUCCCUGAUUGGUUCCUUGGCUAGUUCCAUGCUUGCCUUUAUUCUACCACCGAUAUUGGAGUUGGUUCAUCUGUGGCCCAGUCGCCACUCAAUCCGUUGGUUUUGGUUCCUUGUGUUUACGAAACACAUGGUAAUAAUCUUCAUCGGGUUUAUCAGCUUUUUGGGUGGAACAGUAGCCACACUAAUGCAAUUAAUUGAAGCUUUUGGUAAACCGGACACCAGUUCGUCCUGA